Molecule: messenger RNA, 5371 nt
Organism: Mya arenaria
Lineage: Eukaryota; Metazoa; Mollusca; Bivalvia; Myida; Myidae
Product: synembryn-A-like
Exons: 14
Coding region: 303-1973 (556 amino acids)
Biological process (GO): G protein-coupled receptor signaling pathway
Cellular component (GO): cytoplasm
Molecular function (GO): G-protein alpha-subunit binding; guanyl-nucleotide exchange factor activity
Source: RefSeq, a predicted model, not a curated record
GCCAUCUCGAAAUACCUGUGUUAUUGCAAACUGAUAAGAUAAGACGUAAUACUCGAUGUUCAAGCCACUCAGUUUGUUUUUUGUGUAAAGCAAUUAAAUAAAACAAUUUCUACAGAGAUAGCUGUUUCAAUGUUUUAUUUUCCUUCUAAAAAAACUACAAUUUUCAUAAUUUUCUUUUAAGCAUAAUUUUGAGUAAGCACAAGUCAUUUAAUAUUAUAAUUUUGUAGGAAAUGUCAGAAAUCGAUUGGUGAUGAAAAUCAUAAAAGAAAUGAUUUAGAAAAAGUGAAAAUACAUUUGAAAAAAUGGAUGCAAGUACAAUAAAUUUGCUAAGAAAUGGUUCAGAAUCUGAAGUGGAAGAAAUACUGAGGAAAUUCAAUGAACAGAAUGCCAAGACAUUUACAUUUUCUGACCUCAGUGAUGAUUUGAAAGAGAAAAUUGCUGAAAGCCUACUAAAGCACAUGACACAGAAGUUGUCCCCUAGAGCCCAAUGUCUUUGCCUGCAGACGAUUCGAUUGUUCAGCAGAGAAAAGACACGCUUGGGAUCCCUUGUGUCAGAUGACACUCUUGCAGUUCUCAUGCGCCUUGCAGGUCUGGAACAUUACUCAAGACAGGGUGAAGAAGAGAGUGGGAUAACAAUACAACUGGGAGACUCCGAGGUGACCAUAGAGGCCCAGAAGUGUCUGUGUAACCUGAUCUUCAACAGUGCACAGGCCCAGGCUGCAUGCAGCAAAAAUGGGUGUGUGGAAGGAAUCGUUCAACGACUUAAAACUUACAAAGAUCCAGAUCUCCAGUUUGACAUCAAAUUUUUCGACAUGAGGUUGCUGUUCCUACUCACAGCGUUGUGUGCAGACACCCGACCCAAGAUUCGUUUCGAGCUUCACGGUUUCACGUACAUGAUUGAGGUGAUCGACCUGAUUGUACGUGAGGCAGAGAGCCGCAGUGAGGGCCUCACUGACCAGGAGGUUGACUUGUGCUCGGAGAUCCUCAAAAUUCUCUUUAACCUCACUGUAACCGUCGACAGGAACAACCUAGAUGAAGAAGAGGAUGCCCACAUGAUGAGGCUGGUUUGUGUACUGCGGGACCUUCUGCUCUGUACAACCGCAUCAAAGGACAAGCGUGAGGGCAUUCUCAGCCACACAGUGAACCUAUUGAUCAACAUGCCACGCGAUUGUUACGAGGAGUUGCUAGCCCCGAUGAGUGAGGGUGAGAUGGGAGGGUUCGAAAACAAGGAAGUGGAGUAUGAUGGGAAAAAUAUGGAGGCCAUCGUCAUCCUCCUUAACUUCCUCCAUGACCGGAUGGACCGGGUAUGGGAUGAACCCACCAAGUCAUUGAAGGAGAGUUUGACACCAAUACUUCAUUGCCUGUGUGAAACAUGCCGGGCUAACAGAUCCAUUCGCAAGUUUUGCAGAGCAAAGGUGCUGCCCCCAUUAAAAGAUGAAGUGAAGCAUUUACCAGAGGAGGGGAAUACUCUCAGAAACAGGCUGUGCAAGUUACUGACAUCACCAAUCCUGGAAGUCAAGGAGCUGGCUGCUGACUUCCUCUUUGUUUUGUGUAAAGAAAGUGUUCAGCGUAUGGUGAAGUACACAGGAUAUGGAAACUGUGCAGGGCUUUUGGCAAAUCGCGGCCUGCUGUUGGGAGGCCAAGGGCAGGGAGACUACUCUAGUGACUCAGAAGACUCUGAUACAGAAGAUUACUCUAACCUGGCAGAGAACACUCCCUGUUUCAGGGUAAAUCCUGUCACUGGACGGUUUGAGGAAGACAAGGCGAAACCUUGGGAAGGAAUGACAGAUGAACAGAAGGAGUAUGAAGCUAUGAAGCUGGUUAAUGCAAUGGACAAACUGAAUAGGGCGGGAAUUAUCCAGCCAAGCACGUUGGGUGAAGACGGAAGGCCGGUCCCCGUCUCGCACAUUCUGGAGCUUAUGGAGAACCAGCCAAACAUUCCAGCAAACCAGUCUGAUGAGGAGGAUGAAUAAACCAAUCUGAUUGAGAUGAAUUAACCAGUCAGGUUCAUAUGAGGAUGAUGACCAUACUAUUUAGCUUUAUAUGACUAAACCAGUCAGUUUCAUAUGAGAAUGAUUGGUAAUCAGUCAGUUCCAUAUAAUGAUGAUGAUUGGUAAUCAGUCAAUUUCAUAUGAGGAUAAUGGCUAGCCAAUCAGCUUAAUAUAAUAUUGAUAAAUUAACCAGUCAGCUUCAUAUGAAAACAAUGACUGAAACAGUCUGCUUCAUAGACAACCCAAACUCCACACAGCGGUUACCUCCCUUUGCUGUACAGUAACCAUUGCCAUCACAUGUAUCACAUGAUAUUAUGUGACAGUGAUCAAAAACCAAGGAUAUUUUGUAUGAAUAUAUUUGAAAAUUUGGAUAUUAAACAUUCCAUUCUUUUAAGGAUUGAAACAACACAAAAUGACGAUGAGAUGAAAAAAAAAAUAAGUAUAAUAGGUGAAAUCCAUCUUGAAAGGGAGGUCACCUUCUAGGAAAUUGAUGAGGACGAUGAGUCGGCUUUAUGUACAUAUUAAAUUUUUACACUAACAGAUUUGUGCUUUCAUUUGAAUUUGAGUUGCAGGAUUGUAUACAUUUCUAGUAACAAUUGUACUGUGCAUAGCAUUUUUACACAAAUAUCAGUGGCAAACAUUGAAUAGAUAGCCAAUUGUUAGAUUUGUUAAUACACUCUGUAUAUUCUAUUUUAUAUUUGUGCUUUUGCAAGUUUGCGCGCCGUCAAUACAUAAUGUACCAAUUUACAUUUGUUACAUGUGAUUGCUAUUUUUCUAAAAACACACAAGACAAUUACAAAGCAGCAAUGCAUUUCUUGACUUACGAUUAUAGGAAUUAGUGUUAUAAUUUUGAAAUUUGUAUAUACAGGUUUUAAUAGUCACAAAUAGUUCAACACUUCACAAAUUCAUAAAAUAACCAUGUAUUUACAAUUUGAAGUAUAUGUCAAAUCUUGGAAAAUUAGUGAACGUUUCAAAACCAUGCUCAUGGGAAUUCUAACAGAAUUCCCUUAUGGGAAUUCUUACAGCAUUCUAGCAUGAGAAUUCUUACAUCAUUCCUGUAUGGAAAUUCUGACAGCAUUCCCGUAUAGGAAUUCUUACAGCAUUCUUUUAUGGGAAUUCUUACAACAAUACCGUAUAUAUUUAUAUUGUUUCUUCUUUUCUUGUUGUCACCUAUCGUUGGAUGCCCCAAGUACUUGUUUACAUUGUUGCAUCAUAUUAGGUUGGACAUUUGACUGGUAAAUCUUAUUUUGUAUGUAGGUAAAAAGGCACAGAGAUUAGGCUUUAGAGACUUGAAAAACAAAUUUUAUAUUUAUAUGGCGGCUCUCUUAACUGAAAUUAUAAAUUAUUGGAGUUAUAGCGCCUGCCGUUUAAAUUUGUGGGAUCAUUGGUUUGGAACCAAUAAAAUCCAAACCAAUGUGCCAAUUUGUUUACUUCAAAAUAUUUCUAAUCUAAAUUUACUAGGUAAAAUAUCCCUCAGUUGCGUAGUGUCAACAGUACAUGUAGUUGGUGCUGACGAUGAUUGUCACUGUGGCUGUAAAAGACAAAAUGGCCUAUUGCCUGCUUAGUGUUUAUUCAGAUGUUAAAAUCUGGCUAUGCAUUAUUUCAAUUGUAUAUUUGUCAUAUAAUAAACAGGAUCAGAAUUUAUGAUAUAAGUACAUGUAAAAUAAGCAGAAUUGGUGUUCAAUGUAUUAAUUGAAAGUAGCCAAAUUUUUAAGUAUUGCUCGUACAUGCAGAUACAGAUAUAAGCUCGUACAUCCUACUAUAUCAUGGUAAGUGUAAAGCCAUUUUGGUAUUUUUGACGUUCUGUAUGUAUACACAUUCACAGCAUUUUAAUAUUAAUAUACAUUUUGUAUAUGUUAAAUUACCCUUCUGUGUAAAUAAAACUGCUUUGAACAUUUUCUGUAAAUAAAGACCAAAUGUUAGAUGUUAGUUAUUUAUUGUUAGAUGAUCGAUAUGUUAAAUCUAGGAGGCAAGAAUGAGGUGCUUUAACAUUUUGUUGAUUGUUGUAAAUGUAUUGCAAAAUGUUCAAAUUCUUUUUCAUUAUUGUAGAUGCCAUGUUACUAGAAAACAUUGUCUUCACAUAUGACUAACCAAAGUUGAAAAUCAAUUUUUUGUUAUAGCAUUACAAUUUUAUUCAAUUCACACUUUAAGGAAAUCACUUUCAGAAUUUCUGUUUUGUUUUUUAAGAAAACAAAUGUAUCUUUGAUGUUUUUGUCAGUAUGAAAAAACUUGAACCUUGACCAGAACCUAAAGAUAUUCAUUUGAAAAUUUGAAACACAUAUUACCAGUGAUAAUACCAGGCCCAUAACCCUAGCUUGAACACUGGUGUUAUGCCCCUUAGUUAAUUCAAAAGAAUAGAAGACAAAGAAACGAUGAUCAUUAGCAUCAGUUUGCAAUGUUCUCGAUUAAUUUUCUAACAUCAAUAGUUUGAUUUUUUUACAUUAUGUUCCACUCAAAUGACUUUCUGUUUAAUCAAAAUAAUGGUUUGCAAUUUUAAUGUCUUCAGUACAUAAAAUGUAUGUAUAUGCUGAUCUCUACAAAACAUAGUAAAUGAGUCCAUUUCCCUCUAUGACUUAUAUCAUUUAAUCAGGGUUCCCCCUGGCCAUCGCCAUUUGAGACAAUUUAUCAAAUUUGGCGCUUUUUAUGCGACAUUUUUUCAUCAUAAUUUCUUAAAUUGACGUAAGCAUGCGGCCUGCAUGAUAAUCAAUUCAGUCUGUCUUAUAUCAACAUGUAUAGCCUACAGGUGUGUAAUACAAUCUAAGGUUUUAAAAUGCUUAUAUCCCAGGAGCCUCAGAGGGGUCUUGCUCCCUUCUGAACCCCUACAAGGGUGCUGCCCAGGACCUGCAAUGGGGCUUUAGCGGGGCCCCCUUAACCCAUGCCAAAAAAUGGCGACAACUUUUCAAAACCCAGAAAUAACCUUGUUUAAUGUCCAUAUAUCUCGCAACAUUUUCAACAGAGAUGUUUUUUGAUAUUCAAAAUAUUUGAGCAAUACUUUCGUUAUAUGUUUGAGCUUACAUGUAUGCUUCCACAUAAGAAUAAUGAUUCUUAUAAUGUGCAAAGGAUAGUAUUAAUCCAUAGAACAUGAUUAACACAACUUAGCUAAUUAAAUAUAUGUUAUUCUCAUUGAAAUGAUCACAAAUUUUAACAAAGUUAACUAAUCUUUCUUUUCAUUUUCAUGUAAAGUUUUUGUGAACAUUUCGCUUAAUAGUUGCCACUUCAAGAUUGAUCAGUUGCUCAUAGAUACUAUUCUCAAAAUUGACUUUAUUUGUAAAAUGAUCAAGAACUGAUGUGUUGUUUUCUUACCCUUUUCCCUCUAUCAGAUCAUACUGAAAUUGUUGUUGUUAGCAAUAUGUACAAGAAAUAAAAUGGAUACAAAUCUA